Molecule: messenger RNA, 3001 nt
Organism: Staurois parvus
Lineage: Eukaryota; Metazoa; Chordata; Amphibia; Anura; Ranidae
Source: the annotation of a GenBank genome assembly
AUGGCUGACGACAGGCAACACAAGCUGGCGGCGGCCCGGAGGAAGUUAAAGGAAUAUCAGCAGAAGACUACUCCUCCAGCAUCUACAGGCGGCAAGCAAGAAGAAGAAAAAGGGAAAAGAUUCGAACAGCCAUCCUGAUACCCCAAAUCGCCUCUCUCCAGAUCCAAUUGAGGCGAUUUUGAAGGGGCUGGUGUCAGAUCUUCAUAGAACCAAUGGGGUAUCCAUCCCCGCACUGGCCGAUAUGAAGCAGAAUGACUAUGAUGGUACAAAGGUGACAUCCGAUGGAAACAGGUUUGUCUCAUCAACGGACAGUCUGCGGCAGCUUUCUGAACAGCUGAAUGGACUGGUGUCACAAAGUAAUUCUUACAUGAAUGGGGAGAAUAUCAGCUCAGCCACGAGUCCCGAAUUAGAGUCUCGUUUCCAAGAUUUGUCUGCUGCCUUGGACUCCAGUAAUUUAACAAACAAACAGCUCAGUUCAAAGAUAGAGGAACUGAAUCAACAGAACCAAGAUGUUAUGGAGAAGCUGGACAAGGAAAGAAAGGCGUUUGAGCAGAAGUUUUCAAAGGAGCAGAGUGCGCUUCGUGAACAGCUGCAGGUUCACAUCCAGACAAUUGGAAUUUUGGUAUCCGAAAAGUCAGAGUUGCAGACCGCCCUCUCGUUUACACAGCAGGCAGCACGUCAGAAAGGAGGGGAGGUGGAGGAUCUUGUCAUGCGAUUACAGUCCACCCGGCAGAGAGUAACCGAGCUGGAACGUACACUGUCCUCCCUCUCUGCUCAGCAGAAGCAGCUAGAAAAGCUUAAUAAAGAAUUGGAGAAAGACCGUGACAACCUGCGACUUGAAUCUUUGAAGAACAGUAAGAGUAGUGAUGAGCUGAAGCAGCAGAAUUCUGAAUUGUCAGAGAAACUGAAUGCACUUCUCUCUGAGAAUGCUGCCAUGAAGUUGGAGCUGGGAGAUCUGCACAAGAAGCUUGAAAUGGCUGAACUUAUGAUUCAGCAGUUUUCUAAUCAGACGGGAGUACCGGAUGCAAAUCAACAGCUUCUGAUGGCCCUGGAAGAGAGAGACCAACUGGGUACCCAGCUAGCACAGAUGUCAAAUUCUCUUCAACAAUUGAGGGCAGAACGAGACCAGUAUGUGGAAAAACUGAAAGAAGAGGGGACUGUCUGGCAAGAAAGAGUUCGUCAGUUGUCUGAGCAGCUACACACCCUCAGCGAAGAGAAGGAGAGCGCGCGUGUCCAAGUUGAACAGCUGGAGACCAGAGUGACAGAACUGUUACUUGCAUCAGCAGCGGAACCUGCUGACACAGAGAACUCUGCGACACAUGGCCCUUCUGAAACAGAACAGGCUCUUCAAAGAGAGGUAGAGAAGCUCCAACAAGAGUUUCAAGAGUUGCAGUCCAGGUAUCAGGCCCUGGUGCAGGACAACAGCCAGCUAAGUCGCCUCAAUCAGGAGCAGGAGGAACGCCUACUGGAAUUAGAGAAGACAGUACAAAGGCAGAAUGAGGAAAAUGUAGAUAAACAGCAGAUCCUGGAAAACAUGCAGAGUGACAAAGCCACCAUCAGCCGAGCGCUGACCCAGAACAGGCAGCUGAAAGAACAACUGGCUGAGCUCCAAAAUGGAUUUGUUAAACUGACAAAUGAAAACCUUGAACUCACAAAUGGCUGCAGAGUGAGCAGCAUGUGAAGAAAGAACUGGCGAAGAGGCUGGGACAGUUGCAGGAAAGCUUAGGAGAUUUUAAAGAGCAGCUUGCCACAAAGGACCAGGAAGUUCAGCUACUGACAGCACAGCGAGAUGAAAUCUCUGCCCAUCUUCAGCAAUAUGUAGCAGCCUACCAGCAAGUAUCAAUAGAGAAGGAGGAAAUCCAAAGACAAUAUCUGCUGCAGGCUCAGCUUAUGGACAGGUUGCAGCAUGAUGAGGUCCAGGGAAAAGUCAAUGCAGAAAUGCAUCUCAAGGAGCUACAGCAGAGCAGAGAAAGUCUGCAACUUCUCACCAAAGAAAACCAGGAGCUCCGAGCACAGGUGCUGCAGAUCCGCAGUGACCCAGACAGCAGAGUUCUGAGUAGGAUAGAAGGAGAUGGUGUGGAGAGCACGGUGUAUGAAGAUGAAAUCCCUAAGACAUCACUGGUUGUUCCUGAAGAUUUUGAGACUCGAGAAGAGAUGAUGACAUUCCUUUCCUCUGCUAUUUCCAAGUUACAUGGAGAGCGGGAUGAGGUAGAGAGGCAACUCAUGGAGCAGAAGAGAACCUGUAAGCAGCUCCUGCAGGAGAUAUCUGAACUCCGACAACAGCAACUGUCUCCUCCCCACCAUCACCCUGCAGAGCUAAGUGUGGAUAGUGUCCCCCGAGAGGUGUAUGAUGCUCUACAGAGUGCUAUGGAGAAGUUACAGUCUCGAUUCACACACCUGAUGCAGGAGCGGGUGGAACUUAAAGAUAGGGUGGAAGAAUUGGAGCAUCGCUGUAUCCAGCUGUCGGGAGAGACGGACACAAUUGGGGAGUACAUUGCACUUUACCAGAGUCAGAGAGCCAUCCUAAAACAGCGUCACACAGAAAAAGAGGAGUAUAUAAGCCGACUGGCUCAGGACAAGGAGGAGAUGAAGGCCAAGUUACUGGAGCUGCAGGUUUUAGUCAUGAGGUUGGUUGGUGAGAGAAAUGACUGGUACAAGAAGUAUGCGGAAGCAACAGGAGGCUUUAAAGAUGUGGGAGAUACAGCUCUCCCUAAUGAUAAACCAAUGGAGCUGGGUGCAGCGGAUGGGGAAGUAAUGGAGGAAGUCAGCUUGGCUGAGGACUCUGAACUGGAGAAAGCUCAGAUCUCAUCUCUCCCUCUCUACAACACAAGGAGCAAGUGCCACCCCCAGUUCCACUGACCCCACGACGAAGCAGAUUAUGCAGCUCCUUCGUGAGAUCCAGAACCCACAAGAACGCAGUAAUUCUCUUCUUCACAAUCCCUGCAUCCCCUUCUUCUACCGCGUGGAUGAGAAUGAUGAGGUCCGGAUUAUGGUGGUCUGA